AUGAUGAUCCGGAACGAAGACUACUUCAUCGCCCCCAAGGGCCGCUGCUAUCGCUGGUACAACAAACCCCACCAUGUUCCAUCUACACAGGCGACACCCAUAGCGGACGGCCCCAGAACCAACGACUCAAGCCGUUUGCUACAACUACCGCGAGAGCUUCGUGAUGAGAUAUGGGAGCUGGUCUUCAACUCGACGAGGCUGACAUUUGGCCUGCAAUAUACACCCCGCUAUGGCGAGCGGUACCUCAAGCCUGCCCCACAUUCGCUCGCACUAUUACGCGUAUGUCGCCAGAUCAAUGCUGAGACACGUGACAUCUGGAUGCAGCGCGUGCUCUUCAACUUUGAGGACCCCCAGACCAUGCUCAACAGGCUGUCGGACCUGCCAGAAUCUACCGUGUCGAGGAUCCGCCAUGUUCGCCUCAUCGGCUCCCCCAUGAUGCGCUAUCUCAAAGGCUUUGAUGAUCUCAUGUACCGACACGAGUCCAUUUUCCAGCUACUGCCUACACUCCGGCUUGACUGCUUGACCAUCUUUGCAGUUGCCGCGGCUGCACCAGAGUACGAUGCUAUCACCAACCUGGUCAACCGUGGCAAUGGGUGGAAGGAACUUCGAUACAUUACUCGUAGCUCACGCAUGCUUGGAUUCGGUCCCUCCAGGAGUCAUGGAUCUCGCGAGACUGGCGACAUCUGUCGUCAGCCUCAGCCGAGAUUCUGGAACAAGAGACUGUUGAACAGAGACGGCGAGGGUUCGGGCUCUGUUGUUCAGGUGUUCAGGGCACUAGAAGAAGACGACGUCACUGCUGUUCUCGAUCCACUUAGGCGCGAGCCGUUUGAGCAGAACCCAGAAGAGCAUCUGGUCAAAGGGUUCGGCCGAGUGGAUGACGAAGGGCUGACAAGGGGGGCCGGUGCACGAAGAGCCUUACUUGUUGUGGUGAAGCGCGGCGACAGCAUAGACGUGAGCCAAAAAUCUCCAGGUUACGGCAAAGAGCGCGACAUGAAAGCGAGGUUCAAAAAGAGAACCUGGCGAGUGCGAAACAAAAUCAUUGUUUGGACGUCUCCAGAUAGUGAACGAGACGAUGAUGAAGUGGGCAAUGGAUGGGCGAGACCCCAACUCCGCCGGCCCCCUUAUGGCUUUGACAACUACUACGAUAUCGACGACAUGUGA
This is a messenger RNA of Bipolaris oryzae ATCC 44560, 1161 nucleotides long. RefSeq lists its product as uncharacterized. The transcript has a single exon. Lineage: Eukaryota; Fungi; Ascomycota; Dothideomycetes; Pleosporales; Pleosporaceae. The coding region runs from base 1 to 1161 and encodes 386 amino acids. The record is from RefSeq and is a predicted model, not a curated record.